AUGAGCGACAGAGCCAGUCAAGCGAAAGAACGCCAGAACUAUGCGCGGAGAACAGUUGAUCUUGUGAUUGAGUGUCGCAACAAGGUCCCCAGCGACUGUCCCGAGCAGACGCUCAUCCUGUCAGACGAGGCUCUCCGUGCGUAUGUCAGAGGACUCGAGAAGUCAACAUGGGACAAUAGGACGGAUGUAACAGACUAUCACCAAGUGUGUUCAGAGUUCAUUGAGAGGCUUGAGAUAAUUCGUGACGAUCUUCCAGCCGACUGGCGGGAGUUCUCAGAGCUACUAAGAGACGCUACAAAGUACCCGGAAGGCGUUACACCCAACACCACUCCCGCUCGUCCGCUGCCACCUCAGACGGACCUUGCCUUGGAGGCUGUCACUGUAGAACCCGUCCAGAAAGAUAACGACAUUCCCGAGGUUGUCGUCUCGCCACCCGACGAUGCUUCCCCGUUGCAGCUUCCUGGUAUAGCUAUGAGCUUUCCAGCGGUAUCAGCAGUAGUAAACCCCUUCGUCGGCCCCGAUGGUGCGUCCAUAUUCAACAAGGUUGAUACAGAGGCGAAGCCUGCAGACAAGCCUUUCCCGUCCAUUGAAGCCAAGGUACCAGAAAGAAAGCUGGCACCUCUGAAAAAAGGGUCGCGCUCCAAGAAGCCUAAUGGCGAGUUGGCGCCUGGCGGUCUUGAUACAAGCCCAAUUACUGCUGCCGCAUCCGUGGAGAAGACAAUGCCGCCAGUCACAGCACCGAAACUCGUCUUUGACUUUGGUGCUUCCUCAACAUCGUUCACAGCUCCUUCAACACUAGAGCCUAGCUUAUCGGCCGAGCCAAAGGAGAAGAGAUUACGACACAAUUCGACUCCCUCACCAUCAUCACCCAGUUUCAUCAGCAAAGAUGGUUCCCCUCCCAAGAUCGUUUCGUCACUGGCGGUCUCUCUAGACUCCGUCCCAUCGAAGUCCACAUCCACUCAGACUGACCUGGCGCCCUCUCCCAACAAGGGUCAGCUGGAGAUGAUCUUGAGCAUUCUGGAGGAAGAUAGGACUGCGCGUAUCAAGGCUGAUACGAAAGUCGAGGAGCUGAUGGGGGCCAUGAGCCGUCUACAAGCCAAGGUUGAUCGACUGGUGGAAGAGGCUGAAGCAAGCCGGGCGGGGACAUUGGCAUCAACCAAGUCAACCGCGAAAUCUCAAGAGCCUGUGAAGCCUACAAUGCGUGCAUCUGGCUUCAAGUCCCGCGUCAAGGACGACCCCGAGGGCGACAAGGUCGUAGCGCCAAAGCGAAAGUCCACGAACGAGAUCGUGAGGGACCUCAGGAAGGAGUAUCCUCCUGAGACAUCCCACGUCGUCUUUAAGCAGCUGAAGCACGGCUCCCUGCGCCUUUCUGGGCUUCGGAAAGCCCAGCCGGCCAACCUCCAGGCGCAGGUCGAGAAGGUGCUGUGCGCCUUCAAGGUGCCAGCAUCUCAGCGAAAGAAGCAUGCGGGAAUGGUGAUCGAUCUGGCUAAUUUUGGAAAUGGCCUUGCUCGCGGCGACGAGCGCUAUCUUUCUCUCGACACCAAAGCCAGGGAGGCAGCUACUGCAUUUGCGGAUGAAAACCUGGCCAACCACCUCUUCAACGACAAAAAGUGGUUGUGCUUCCGCUGCGUUUCUGAGCAGCAUAGGCGCAUGCAGGGGUACAUGGGUGGACGUGUGGUCUUGUAG
This is a messenger RNA of Alternaria triticimaculans, 1686 nucleotides long. RefSeq lists its product as uncharacterized. The record is from RefSeq and is a predicted model, not a curated record. The transcript has a single exon. The coding region runs from base 1 to 1686 and encodes 561 amino acids. NCBI's taxonomy places the organism in Eukaryota, Fungi, Ascomycota, Dothideomycetes, Pleosporales, Pleosporaceae.